AUGGUUGAGAAAAAGACUUACGUCCUGAUUACAGGAUGUUCACCUGGAGGCAUUGGACACUCUCUCGCCAAAGAGUUCAAUCGCCAAGGCUGCCAUGUCAUUGCGACCGUGCGAAACACAGACAUGAUCAAGGACCUUGAAGGUCCUGGCAUGAGCUGCUUCCCUCUUGAAGUCACUGAUCCCAAGAGCAUCAAAGAGUGCAUGCAGAAAGUUUCUGACCUCACCGGAGGACGUCUCGACAUUCUCGUCAAUAACGCCGGCCGAACUCAUACCAUCCCCGCGUUGGAUAUGGACCUUGACGACGUUCGCGCCACCUACGAAGUUAACGUCUUCGGCCCCAUGUCCAUGGUCCAAAUCUUCGCACCUCUUCUGAUUGAAGCGCGAGGUCUCAUCAUCAACAUCUCCAGCACUUCCACUUUGGUUCCUUACAUCUUCGGCGCCAUCUACUCCUCCUCCAAGGGCGCUAUCAACGUCUGGUCCCGCGCCCUCCGCCUGGAACUCAAGCCCUUCAACGUGCGUGUCAUGAACGCCGUCACCGGAACAGUACGCUCCAACAUCGCCAGUCGCACACACCGGUCUCUUCCCCAGAACUCACUGUACAAGCCUGUUGAGGACUUCUUUCAGCAGCGAUUGACGUUUAGUCAGCGUACUGCUACGAUGCAGACUGAGACUUAUGCCAGGAAGCUUGUUACUGCUGCGCUAAAGGGUGAGGGGUAUCUGGGUGGGUUGAUUGGAGGUACGCCGGAUUGGUUCUAUGCGGGAGGUAUGGCGACUAAGCAUUGGGAGUUUGAGUAA
Molecule: messenger RNA, 795 nt
Organism: Fusarium coffeatum
Lineage: Eukaryota; Fungi; Ascomycota; Sordariomycetes; Hypocreales; Nectriaceae
Exons: 5
Coding region: 1-795 (264 amino acids)
Biological process (GO): phosphatidic acid biosynthetic process; triglyceride catabolic process
Cellular component (GO): endoplasmic reticulum; lipid droplet
Molecular function (GO): acylglycerone-phosphate reductase (NADP+) activity; triacylglycerol lipase activity
Source: RefSeq, a predicted model, not a curated record